AUGUGCGGCCCACCUCCUCGCUGGGUCACAACAUCAAGGACCAACCCAGAGUCUUUUAACUUAAGCAGGCCAAGCCAUACCGCAAAGACCCUGGGCCAGACACAUCGCUACAAUCCGGAGCAGGAAGUAGGAGGAGAGCAACCCUUAUAUCAGCACGGAGGCCAUAGCAGGCCAGGAACCAGCCAAGACACCACCUGCAAGGAGGGCCCACAGGUAUGCCUAUCGCCGCUAUGGAUCCUGCUACGCCACGAGCCCGCUGCGCCACGAGCCCGCCAGACCGAGCCAGGUGCACAUUGUCGGCUGAGGUCAGAGCAGCUAGGGCUCCGGUCCAAUGACCAGAAAGGAAACUUCCAAAGCCCAGUGAGCCUCCUGCGGCUAAGCGAGGCUCCAAGUCCCGAGUAG
Messenger RNA from Gaeumannomyces tritici R3-111a-1, 402 nucleotides. RefSeq lists its product as hypothetical. The coding region runs from base 1 to 402 and encodes 133 amino acids. The record is from RefSeq and is a predicted model, not a curated record. The transcript has 4 exons. Lineage: Eukaryota; Fungi; Ascomycota; Sordariomycetes; Magnaporthales; Magnaporthaceae.